AUGGGGGACACACGCGAGAUUGCCGUAAAAAUUGUACUAGUGAAUAUCAUAGGCAGACAGGUCUUCAUCAGACAUGAAGCCCGAUGGGAGCCGUCUUUUGUCCUCCGAUUUUCCGUGGUUUUGGACCAUGGAUUAAAAGUUAUACUCAGUGUUGAUCUACCAGUCAAAGCACCAAUCUUAGGUAAAUAUGACUGCCCUAUUCCUCCCCAACUGCUUUACACACGAUCUACACCCCUGGAGGAUGGCCGGUGCCCCAGCGAGCUUCUAAUGGAACGCCGCAUUAGGUCCCGUCUUCCUAACUUCAAGCCAGCAGUUCCAAAACCAGCCAGAAAACACACACAGGAUAACACCAAAGGAUGUCUUUUGAGGCCACUACGGGAAGGUGACGUGGUACGUCUGAGGGACAAAGGACAGAGGGUCACAAAGGGCCAAGUUUGCCCUUUAAGGAACGUGGCGCCUCGUUCUUCACUGGUUGUCACGCAGGAUGGCCGGGAAUAUCUACGCAACAGAGAACACCUGCGACCGACGAAUGAAGAGCUGAUGAGUUCCGUUUACUUUGAGGAGCACCUGGAGGAUUCCCCAUCCUGUGGCCUGACGAGCAUUCAAGCUGCACCGGCUGCCUUGACCCCAACAGUGCAGUAUGAUGAUCCAGCAAUCACAACCACAGUCGCUACUUCAACGAGAACUCCGACCAGCUCCCCAGCUGCAGUCAACUCCGCAGCGAGAACAGAGGAUGAUCGGGCUAGUGAACUUGGACCUUGUGUUGCUCGGACAUCAACCCGAACUGUGCGGCGACCCCAAAGGCUAAACUACGAUCAGAACUUCCAGCAGCAAGCUUAACGGGCUUUUGAGUUAUUGCUUUUUAUAUUUCGUGUUUUGUGUAUUUUGUUUAUUUUCGUAUGUAUUUCUUGUUGGUUUUUCAUAGUCCAAAGAAAGGGAGAUGUAACGGUCACGAUACUAGCGCCAA
Messenger RNA from Ixodes scapularis (black-legged tick), 967 nucleotides. RefSeq lists its product as uncharacterized. The transcript is spliced from 4 exons. The record is from RefSeq and is a predicted model, not a curated record. The coding region runs from base 1 to 840 and encodes 279 amino acids. NCBI's taxonomy places the organism in Eukaryota, Metazoa, Arthropoda, Arachnida, Ixodida, Ixodidae.